AUGUCUUAAUCGAGAUUUGAUGUUAAUGAAUAGGUUUAGAUUCCUAAUGGCGAUGCAAAAAGGGGAUAGCAGAUGUUUGAGUUUAAGUGUGGUGCUUGUCACAAUUUUGAAGAUGAUAAAUAAGAAUUAGCUGCACCAACAUUAAAAAAAAUUAUGGGGAAAAGAAUAGGAUCAACUCUGUUUCAUUACUCUAAAUCAAUGAGAAAUUGUAAUGAGACUUGGACUGAAAAAAACAUGUUUCUAUUUCUUAAAGAUCCAAAAGCUUAUUUUAGAGAUACUAAAAUGGCAUAAACAAAGAUUGCUAAUCCUUAAGAAAGAGCAGAUAUUAUUCAAUUCUUGAAGAGUUUGUGA
This is a messenger RNA of Paramecium tetraurelia, 351 nucleotides long. RefSeq lists its product as uncharacterized. Gene Ontology annotation, biological process: mitochondrial electron transport, ubiquinol to cytochrome c; mitochondrial electron transport, cytochrome c to oxygen. The transcript has 2 exons. Lineage: Eukaryota; Ciliophora; Oligohymenophorea; Peniculida; Parameciidae. Gene Ontology annotation, cellular component: mitochondrial intermembrane space. The record is from RefSeq and is a predicted model, not a curated record. Gene Ontology annotation, molecular function: electron transfer activity; heme binding.